Molecule: messenger RNA, 1324 nt
Organism: Poecilia latipinna (sailfin molly)
Lineage: Eukaryota; Metazoa; Chordata; Actinopteri; Cyprinodontiformes; Poeciliidae
Exons: 2
Coding region: 341-1324 (327 amino acids)
Source: RefSeq, a predicted model, not a curated record
ACGGGGGCGACUGUGGAAAAGACUGUAUAACAAACUGCCAUGCUGAGCCUUUAAGGGGCGGGGCUUAGAGCAGCUGCAGCAUGCAGACGAAGAAAGAGAGAAAAAAAAGGGUAGAGUGUAAAGGAGUAUAGUUUAUGUUCGCAUUUGUUUAUUUAACUUGCCGUUUGCCGUUUAUUGUUACCUUCCUUGAUGUGUGUGCGUGGAAAUACAAGUAAGUGAUGAACCACACACGAUUACCUAAAUAAACGGCAAGUACGAGUUGAAUCACCUGGCGUACGACUCUGCGUUCUUUGGAGUUCUGACCGACUCACCACAGUGUUCUGAAUAUUCACACCAGUAAAUGCAACCUCUAAUUUUCAAUGGUCCUUCGAGCCGGAUAGCAGACUACUGUUUGAAGAUGCAGAAUUCAGAGUCAAAGGCAUUGGACACUCGACCCAAACGAAGAAUGUCAGUUCCUUCCUACCUAUCAGAUUAUGACCUAAGUGGACCUGGAGCUCAGAGUAGAUCCCGGACAGCAGCUGCAGGGGAAUCGUUAGAGGAGCAAAGUGGACUAGUACGUCCGACUGCCAGAUCUCCAUCACCACCCAUUAGCCAGAGCUUCGACAUGAUGGAUUUGAGGGAUGAUAUGGAGCAAGAACGAGAGCUUUGUCAAUCAAUGGAGCAAGUAACCAGGGAGCAGCAAACCAGCCAAGUUCCAGAGUUUAGUGUUGCUCUCGAAGAGAUGCGCCAAGAAAACGCUGAGCUUCGUAAACAGUUUCAGAGCCUGAUGGUUGCUUUACAGUCCCAGCCAGCAGCCCAUCAGCCUCUGUUCCCACCUCCUCCACCUCAAAGUGUGUACAGCGGUGGUUAUGGACCUCACCAACCCCCUACCAAUUCCCCAGCAUACCAGCAGCUACAAUAUCCAACAUUCAGCUCCCGAAGAAACCUGCGAUUAGAUUUCACUAAUCCUAGAGUUUCCCAAACAUCUGGUGGUCUGCAUCAGAGCCUGUAUUACGCAGACACACCACAGCAGAGCGCACCUUCCUAUUCACAUAGAGAUUCUUCAUUUGUCCAAGUUCCCAGCUUUAAUGAGCCACAGAGAGAGACCACAUAUAGGGGGCCGAAGCCCACUAUCCCCAGAUUUACAUCACCCGAUCCCAGAGAGUUUGCACGCAUGAAGAUUGCCUUAGAGAAUCUAUUACCAGGCGAUGCUACGGAAAGAUACAAGUACCAGAUCCUCACUGAUCAUCUCCAGUGCGAAGAAGCUUCACUUGUAGCAGACUCCUACUGCAACUCAAGGCAACCUUACACUGAUACAAUGUUGGCUCUCUCUGUGGCUCAUUAA